CCACUGGAGAGAAGUGGACUCCAUAGCAGCAGACCCCGCCAGAGAGGCCCGCCCACCCGUUCGCCCCUCCCCCUGCCCCGUUCACAAUGCAGCCUGCUUCUGCAAAGUGGUACGAUCAAAGGCACUAUGUCUUCAUUGAAUUUUGUGUUGAAGACAGUAAGGAUGUUAAUGUAAAUUUUGAAAAAUCCAAACUUACAUUCAGUUGUCUUGGAGGAAGUGAUAAUUUUAAGCAUUUAAACGAAAUUGAUCUUUUUCACUGUAUUGAUACAAAUGAUCCCAAGCAUAAAAGAACGGACAGAUCAAUUUUAUGUUGUUUACGAAAAGGAGAAUCUGGACAGUCAUGGCCAAAGUUAACAAAAGAAAGGGCAAAGCUUAAUUGGCUUAGUGUUGACUUCAAUAAUUGGAAAGACUGGGAAGAUGAUUCAGAUGAAGACAUGUCUAAUUUUGAUCGUUUCUCUGAGAUGACGAAUAACAUGGGUGGUGAUGAGGAUGUAGAUUUACCAGAAGUAGAUGGAGCAGAUGAUGAUUCACAAGACAGUGAUGAUGAAAAAAUGCCAGAUCUGGAGUAAGGAAUAUUGUCAUCACCUGGGUUUUGAGAAAGAAAAAUAACUUCUCUGCAAGAGUUCAUGACUGAGAGAAUUCCUGAGUUGAUCUAAAAGCAGAUGCUGUAGCUGCCUACUUUAACCCAUUUUUCAACCUGUUUGUUUUUUA
Pan troglodytes (chimpanzee) is the source of this 711-nucleotide messenger RNA. Its product is annotated as prostaglandin E synthase 3-like. Bases 87 to 569 code for a protein of 160 amino acids. Gene Ontology annotation, biological process: protein folding; telomere maintenance via telomerase; prostaglandin biosynthetic process. Gene Ontology annotation, cellular component: cytosol; nucleus. Gene Ontology annotation, molecular function: prostaglandin-E synthase activity; protein-folding chaperone binding; Hsp90 protein binding. Lineage: Eukaryota; Metazoa; Chordata; Mammalia; Primates; Hominidae. The transcript has a single exon. The record is from RefSeq and is a predicted model, not a curated record.